Messenger RNA from Symbiodinium sp. CCMP2592, 720 nucleotides. The record is from the annotation of a GenBank genome assembly. Lineage: Eukaryota; Dinophyceae; Suessiales; Symbiodiniaceae.
AUGGAAUCAGAGGCCGCCGACAACACCGAGAUGCCCACAGCAGCCAGCUUAGAGGAGGUCGGCGAUGUGCGAGUGGAGUUCGGAGAAGACUCUGGGAGCUCCCUGCUGGCCAGCUCUCAUCUGCUCCGCGUGGCUUCUCCGGUUUUCAACCGGAUGCUUCAAAGUGGCUUGAAGGAAACACAGACAAGCAUCAUCCGGGUGGAUGUGGCCAGCAAGGAGGAGUUUAUCACCUUCUACAACUUUCUUGGUCCUGUGGCAUGGAGCACCGAUCAGGUCACGGAGGCAAAUGUUGAUUCGCUUCUUACCAUCAGUGAUUACUACCAGGUGGAGAUCAUCAAACGAACCUGUGAGGAUUUGCUGCUUACUCUUCCGGUCACUGGCACUCGCCUCUUGCAAGCUCACAAGCAUGGCCUCAAGCGGCAGUGCGAAAGGUGCUUAAGGCAUUUGGCCAAGCAGAGCACCAAGGAAGACCUGGAGGUUCUCCACCAGUCCGCGCCUUACAUCCUUCUGCAGGUGGCCCUCAAGAAACAAGAGAUGUUGAACCCGCUGAUGGCGAUGAAAGAUGGGUUCCUGAAGUGCGUUGCUGGCAUAUCAGAAAUACGGUUACAGGAACUACCGGUCCCGACCCGAGAGUUCUUUGAAACAGACCACCGCUGGAUUGAAUUCUUCAAUUGUGUUAGCGACAUGGCGCAGCUCUUCAGCGAGACUGGGAACAAAUGA